AUGCCGCAUACCAAGCAUCUCCAUCUCGCCCAUCUUCUCGAGGCGCAGCGUCUCGUGUAUCUCGUCUUCGGUGAUGCCAGCCUCCAGCCAGCUCUUGCCACUGCCGAGUAUCUGCCCCGAGAACGCCGUACUUCCGGUGCCGAUACGAACCUUGCCCCCGUCGGCAUCGAAACCCGCACGACGAAACAAAGCCGGCAUAAAAGGCGGUGA
Messenger RNA from Penicillium lagena, 210 nucleotides. RefSeq lists its product as uncharacterized. Bases 1 to 210 code for a protein of 69 amino acids. The transcript has 2 exons. NCBI's taxonomy places the organism in Eukaryota, Fungi, Ascomycota, Eurotiomycetes, Eurotiales, Aspergillaceae. The record is from RefSeq and is a predicted model, not a curated record.